AUUAUUCGUGUGAAGACUGCACACAUUUCUCUUUUGUUGUGAAUUGCACUUUGUCCGUGUCACCUGCGUUUGAUAGAAGAGUUUACUGUAUCGUACGCUAGAUACAUUUGUAACUCUGAAAAUACAGCCAGGCAAGGCUGUGCCUGACAGCCUUACUAUGAGGUGGCAACAUAAACGGAAUCAGAAAUAAAAACGAUACUGCAAGACGCGUUUGUGAAGAUUAGUUAUUUCCACUGGGUAAAUCUUGUGACGUGUGACCUUUUCGACCCGAUCGUUUGAGCCUGAGUUAUGUUGAUUGGACUACCUUUAAACUUGUUUAUGUGUGUAUUUCUCACGUAAAAGGAGUUCCAAAUUGGCCUGUUAAGCAGACUAGAAGUACCAAUAAUAAUCUAAAGGGGAGCAUACCCACGUCAUGCUGAUGUUUCACUGUGUUAUGUCAGUGUCAAAGCUUGGAAUAAGGCAGUAUGCAUCAACUAUAAUGUAGACGGUUUACAUGACUUUUGUGCUGAGCAAUUGGGUGAACUGUGAAGCAUAAAUAAGUUGUGUCGUCGUCGUCGUCGUCGUCGUCCCGGUUGUUGCAGUGCUACAUAAUGAAGGUUGUCCGUGCUAUCUCAUCAUUCCCCAGCGCCUGAAUUACUUCAAUCUCCUUUCACACUGAAGAAAUAAAGGGACAUCUAAUACAAUGAAUCUGCACCAAGUACUUACAGGAGCUGUCAAUCCAGGAGAUAACUGUUUUGCAGUGGGAAACAUUAAUGACCAGCCUUUUACGGCUUACGCAUCAGGAUGUGACAUUGUGAUUUUAGGUAGCAACUUUGAAAGGCUACAGAUCAUCCCUGGGGCUAAACAUGGAAACAUUCUGGUUGGCUGUGUAGACUGUUCCAUGCAGCAGGGCAAGAUUGCAGCAUCAUAUGGGAACGUGGUUUGCAUCUUUGAGCCUGUGCAACUCUUAAAUCAGAAGAAUACAGAUUCAUCAAAAUUAAACUGUCAAUGGCAGAGGAGUGGUCAAUUUGUAUUGGAGUCUAUAGUGCAUAAUCUAGCAUGGGACCCAACAGGAACACAUCUCCUGACAGGGUCCAGUAGUUUACAGCUCUGGUCCAAUGUUGGCUUAGGAUCAUGUAUCGAAGAAGACGAAAAACAGGAAAUGACCAUCAACAAUGGCCUUGGCGACUGGAAAUGCAUCUGGCUUUCCAAAACUGCAUCUUCAGUCCAUUUAAUGAAAUUUUCUCCAGAUGGUGAUUAUUUUGCUACAGCUGGAAAGGAUGACUGCCUGGUGAAGGUGUGGUACCAUACCAGCAGCUGGCAGUCUGGAGUGACAUCACUUAAUAGCCCUCCAGAGAAGGCAGCACAGGGAGAAGUGAACUACUCCUUUGUGUACCUGGCCCAUCCACGCACAGUUACAGGGUUUUCAUGGAGGAAAACAAGUAAAUAUAUGCCACGGGGCUCUGUAUGCAAUGUCCUAGUCACCUGCUGCAAAGAUAGUGUCUGUAGGCUUUGGGCAGAGACAUUGUUGCCCAGUGACAGCUUAUUGUCUGGACAUGGCCACAACCAAAGUAAUGACCCCGUUACAUCAAGAAGUGGUCUGAAAAGGCAUGCCCCCGACAAACAGCGUGUACAUAAUGCUUUGGAGCUCAACCUUAAGCAGUUCAGGAGAGGGAGGAGAUCUCCUGCCAUGGCUGCUCACACAGGCUAUCUGCCUCACCAACAGGACACCCAUGAGGCCCAUAGGAAGAACUCAAGCGUACAUGCAAACGCACUUUGUCACUUUCACAUAGCUGCUAGCAUCAACCCUGCAACAGACAUUCCGCUACUUCCUUCCAUAACAUCCAUGAGCCUUGACGAUGAUGAUGAUGAUGAUGAAGACCAGAAUGGGCCCUUUGUAGUGCACUGGCUGAAUAACAAAGAGUUACACUUCACCUUGUCCAUGGAAGUGUUCUUACAGCAGCUACAAAAGAGUCUUGAGCAGCAGCCUCCUGAGACCAGUGGAGAGGAGACCUGUCAGCCAGAUGAAGCAAUCUACAACAAGGAUGAAAAGAAAGGAUCUUCAGAGAAGAGCAACUAUUCGAAUGCUGGCGCCUUGCCUUUACCUGCUGCCGCUAUUGAUCACGAGAUUGAAAUACUGGUUGCGGAAUGGAACAAGAAUGCAGACAUGAUGUUCAGUAUUCAUCCCAUGGAUGGUUCUUUAUUAGUAUGGCAUGUCGACUGGCUUGAUGAGUACCAGCCUGGCAUGUUUCGCCAAGUUCAGGUCUCAUUCGUCUCUAGAAUCCCAGUAGCAUUUCCAACUGGUGAUGCCAAUUCCUUAAGCAGAAGCAUAGUAAUGUACGCCUGCACCAAGAACGUGGACCUUGCUAUUCAGCAGGGCAAACAGAAGCCCCCUGGCAUGAUCCGCUCCUCUUCAAUGUUGAUAUCUUCUGGCAACAAUAAAUCUUCCAGCAGUCUAAAACUCAGUAUCUUCACUCCCAACGUCCUCAUGAUCUCAAAGCAUGCAGAUGGAUCUCUGAACCAGUGGGCUGUCAGCUUUGCAGAGGAGUCUGCCUUUUCUACAGUUCUGAGUGUUUCUCACAAGUCUAGAUACUGUGGUCAUCGUUUUCACCUCAAUGAUUUGGCCUGCCACUCGGUGUUACCUUUGCUGCUAACAACAUCUCAUCACAAUGCACUCAGGACCCCAGAGGUGGACAGUAUGAAUGAUAACAGGAGUCUUGACAAUACGAUGCCCCGUGACCCACUUUCAAAGAGGCUUAGCAAAGUAUCUGUAGAUGCAACAUUCCAGGACCCUCAUGCGAUAUACAGUGAGCUGAUCCUUUGGAGAGUGGAUCCAGUUGGACCACUGUCAUUCUCAGGAGGAGUUUCAGAGCUAGCCAGGAUAAACUCACUGCACGUUUCUGCCUUCUCCAAUGUGGCCUGGCUCCCUACAUUGAUCCCUAGCAAUUGUUUAGGGGCUUAUGGUAACUCCCCAUCUGCCUGUUUUGUUGCAAGUGAUGGCCAUUCACUGAGGUUAUACCAGGCUGUCAUUGAGGCCAAAAAGCUCUUAAGUGAGCUCUCUAACCCAGACAUUUCAAAAUACGUUGGUGAGGUUUUUAACAUCGUAAGUCAACAAUCAACUGCAAGGCCAGGAUGCAUAAUAGAACUAGAUGCCAUCACCGAUCUUCACGGGAGAGAAACGCAGCUCCUCCAUGUCUUUGAAGAAGACUUUAUCUUGGGUAAAAAGAUGAAAGGAGAUGGGAUUCAAGAAACUGAGGAAAGCACGUCAUCUGAAACUGGUUCCCAGAAGGGAUUCUCUCAAAAGUUCUACUUGGUUGUUAUUGAAUACACUCAGAGUGGACACUCUUUACUACACAUGUGGCACCUGCACCUGAAGUCAGUGCAGAUCACUGCAGAUGACCAGCAUGACAAAGCUGAGCCUGAAUCUCUCCUGACCCCACAAGAUGGCCAGAAUAGCUUUUCUCCCGAAAAGUCCUCCUCUCCCCUCUCUCAAAAGUACAAGGCCUGCAGGACUAACUUACAUAGUGCCAGCAGGCUAACUCUCAUCUCAGAAAGAGUUUACAGCCAACAAAUGAAGCUGCCAGAUGGAGUGGAAAUUAUUCGAGCUACACCUUCAGCAGGACACCUCAGUUCCUGUUCCAUACAUCCAACAGGCCUUGCUCCCUAUCUUUUGGCCACUUCUUGUUCUGAUGGAAAAGUUCGUUUCUGGAGGUGCAGGGUUGACCCUGAGUCCUUAUUGUCCAAAGCAGAGGACAGUGGACAGUGCAGCUAUACGUACAUUUGGGAAGAGUGGCCACUGUUGAUUGAGGAUGGUUUUCUAAGCAAUAGUACAGUAACUGUGAUGGGAAGACCAAUUGAGGUCAGCUGUUGCAACACAAGCCGCAUAGCAGUGGCAUACAAACAGACGUCCUCUCAAUACUGCGGCAAAGACUUUACAAUGCACGUGGGUAUUUUUGAAUGUGAAUCUACUGGUGGGUCACAGUGGAUCCUUGAACAGACACUUAGCCUUGAUGAACCAAACACAAUGUUGGACCCCAGAAUAAGCAUUGAUCGUAAUUUAACAGUUUAUAACAAACAAGAUGUGUAUUUGUCAAGUGACAUCCAUGUGAUGUCCAGUGCCAAGCAUCUGAUUAACUUAGACUGGGUUUCAAGAGAAGAUGGAUCACACAUCUUAACAGUGGGAAUUGGCUCCAAACUCCUGAUGUAUGGACAGCGCUCUGGAAAAAUGCCAGAGAAAGGCAGUAAAGAAGGGCCUGCAGCUUCAGCUUUGCCUGUGUGGGAGGGAGCAAAAGACCAUUCUUACUCCAGAUUUGUACUUCUUCGGUCUGUAGAUCUUGUUGCCUCAUUUGAGGGAUCUCUUCCCUUGCCUGUUUCUCUUUCAUGGGUGCGAGACGGUAUCCUUGUGGUUGGUAUGGACUGUGAAAUGCACGUUUAUUCUCAGUGGCAACCACCUGCCAAAUCGGAACUAACAACUGCAGAAAUUGACUGUGGUAGCACCACGUCAUUAAUAACUUCAGUAAGACAAGGUCAUACCAAUGGAGUAAACCAAAAGCCUGCCAAGAAGACUCUGACGAGAUCAAUGACAAGCCUUGCUCAAAAGCUAAGUGGAAAGAAGACCAUGUACGAUCUUCCUGUUGAGAUGGAAGACAAUGGCCUUUUUGAAGCAGCCCAUGACCUAUUCCCCACCUUACCUCAGUACCACCCUGUUCAGCUGAUGGAGCUGAUGGACUUGGGCAAGGUUCGUAGGGCCAAGGCCAUCCUCUCUCACUUGGUCAAGUGCAUUGCAGGGGAAGUAGUGGCUCUAAAGGACAACAGCACAAAUCAUGAACGGCGCCUCCGGUCUCUGUCAAUCAGUGCCAGCGGCAGUACAGCCAGGGACCCCAAAACAUUUAGCAAAACAGAAAACUUAGAUUACACAGAGAUUGACUCUAUUCCUCCCCUCCCUCUUUAUGCACUGCUAGCAGCAGAUGAGGAUACUUCUCAUAAGGCAGUAGAUAAGUCCACCAACUCCAUCUUGAAGAAGGAAAACCGUGAAGCCCAAGGUCAUGAUUAUGAUGAUCUGUUCCAGACUCCUAGUCUGGGCACUGAUGACCUUGGACUCCUGGAUACUGAUGAUGAAGAAGAUACAAAACCAAAGGUCAUUGAUCUUUCCCAGUACAGCCCCACCUACUUUGGCCCAGAGCAUGCUCAAGUUCUCUCCAGUCAUCUCUUGCAUUCUAGUCUACCUGGACUUACCCGAAUGGAGCAGAUGUCUUUAAUGGCUUUAGCUGAUACAAUUGCAACCACUAGCACUGAUGUUGGAGAAAGCAGACACAAAAGUACAGGUGGUGAGACUCUUGAUGAAUGUGGUCUAAAGUUCAUUUUAGCCAUGCGGCUUCAUACCUUUCUUCUAACAUCUUUGCCCCCUGCCCAUCGAUCCCAGCUUCUUCACCAAGGCUUGUCUACUUGCCAUUUUUCCUGGGCCUUUCAUUCUGAGGCAGAGGAGGAGCUGCUCAACAUGCUGCCUGCAAUGCAGAAGGGAAACCCUACUUGGUCAGAGCUGAGAGCUAUGGGAGUAGGCUGGUGGGUAAGAAAUACCAACACACUGCGAAGAUGCAUAGAAAAGGUAGCAAAAGCAGCAUUCCAGAGAAAUAAUGAUCCCUUGGAUGCAGCUAUUUAUUAUCUCGCUAUGAAAAAGAAGGCUGUGGUUUGGGGUCUAUACAGGUCUCAGGGGGACUCAAAGAUGACUCCAUUUUUCAACAACAACUUCAGUGAAGACAGGUGGAGGAAGGCAGCACUAAAGAAUGCCUUUGCACUGUUGGGAAAGCAGCGCUUUGAGCACUCUGCAGCUUUCUUCCUUCUGGCUGGUUCCUUAAAAGAUGCAGUUGAGGUUUGCCUUGAGAAAAUGAAUGAUAUUCAGCUGGCUCUGGUGAUAUCAAGGUUGUAUGAGUCUGAAUUUGAGGUGUCCUCCACGUACAAGAAUGUACUGCAGAAACGGAUCUUGGGAUAUGAUUCUAAUGAGAGAAGAUUCACCCUCUCCCAGAUGCACCAGGACCCUUUUUUCCGCAGCAUGGCUUACUGGAUACUGGAGGAUUACAGCAAGGCUCUUGAUACUCUACUGGAGCAACCUGUAAGAGAGGAAGAUGAUGCAGGACCCACUGGUGUUGGUGCCAUGUCCUCCUCUUGUAACCCCAUGGUGUUCAACUUUUACAAUUACUUACGGACCCACCCUCUUUUACUACGCCGCCAUUUUGCUUCUUCAGAAAAGCCUUCCGCCAAGAUGGGGCUAACUGUUGAAAACAGCUUUGCAGAUACAAUCAACUUGGUUGAGAGGAGGUUGUUCUUUACAGCUGCACAUGCUCACUUUAAAGCAGGAUGCCCUAUGCUAGCACUAGAGGUCUUGUCUAAGAUGCCAAAGGUGGUCAAGAAAUCAAAGCCGCUGCUGAGUAAAGAAAGUUCCAGCCUCUCUGAGAGCACCAAAGAUUCUUUGCUCUCACCAGAAACAAAAGAGGAAAAAGACUCUGAUUGUGAUUGGUCUCAGACAGUGGUAAAUGGUUUUGGAUCAGUUUCUCAUUGCUUGACAAAUGGCCAGUCAGAAUCUGUUCUCAGUUUGGACUGGAGCCAGUCUUCUUUGAUUAUUCAGGAUGAAGCUUUGGAUUUAAAUUGGGACAGUGAUAAGGAACAUGAGACUGAUGACGAGGAAUCUGGCUUGUCCAUGAAAGACAUCAAAACUGAAAACAACAACAUAAUCAUCAAAGGGGAACUGGACAAUAGUUCUGCCUACACAGAUUCUUGCACAGUUGGUGAGAUUGACGUUAUAACCCCUUCAGAAGACAGUAUAGCUGCCCAGUUGAAAUUCAGUGCAUGUCUUAAGAUCCUAACUACAGAACUCCGAACGUUAUCAACUGGCUAUGAGGUUGAAGGUGGUAAGCUUAGGUACCAACUAUACCACUGGUUAGAGAGGGAGGUUGUGGCCUUGCAAAAGGCUUGUGAUUACAACCCUGAUUUGGAGUAUCUUGAAGAAGGGAUAGCUGGAAAUGUUGACGAAACUGUCACAGGACAGUCAGCAGAGGAUCUCGUUAACCAACAGAGAGCCGUACAGCAAAAGGAGUAUCUUCAAAAAAGGAGACUGUGGCUUCUUAAGAACCAGCCUCUCUUUAGGAUCUUUCUCAGCUACUGCAGUCUCCAUGGGUCUCAUGGAGGAGGGCUUGGAUCAGUCAGAAUGGAAUUAAUUCUGCUUUUACAGGAGUCCCAGCAGGAAAGCACAACACAAACUGCCCUUAGCCCUGUACCACACCAAACAUCUAUACCUCUACUAUUAGCAUGUACUGCCAGUGCAAAAACAGUUGUUGCUAAUCCUGUAGUAUACCUGACCAACCUCACUCACGACAUACUACAUACGAUAAUAGACCUGGACUCCCCACCACAUCCAGACAGUAAAAAUAACAAGGUCUAUGUAAUGCACACCUUAGCAGCAUCACUUUCUGCCUGUAUCUACCAGUGUCUUUGUAAUAGUCACAGUUACAGUGCCUCACAUGCAAACCAGUUCACAGGAAUCAUCUACCAGAGCUUUCUGCUGACACAUCAGCAUCCUGUGAGAACAAUGAGUUUGGAUGAGACCGUAACACCCAAUACAUCCCCAGCCCAAUGGCCAGGUAUUGCAGCUCUGAUACGUCUUCUAAAUUCUUCUGGAGAGGAAGACCAGCCUGGAUUAACUGUUUUGCUUUGUGAGAUUUUAACAGCAGUUUUUCUGAGUCUCUUUGUCCAUGGGCUUGCAACACAUUCCAGCAAUGAGCUCUUUCACAUUGUAGCCCAUCCACUGAACAGCAAGAUGUGGGCUGCAGUAUUUGGAGGUGGAGCCCGGAUUCCUGUAAAGGAACAGAGCCCGAAAAAGCCUACCACAGGAAGGCCCUUUUCUAUCCCUAACCCUCAUCAGGUAGUAGUGUUCUCCAUGGAAUGUGUGGGGUUUUCUAAAUCCCUUACAGCCAUCAGUACCCAUAGACCAACAAGUCCCACAGUCACUACUGUUAAUGAUGAAUUGGAGAAGCACCACAAGCGUUUCAAGCUCUUGUCAACAAAAGGGGCAAGCAGAGAAAGUCUACAGAGCUCGACCUCGCCAGUCUUGAACCAGGAAAUGCCUGUUUUCAGAGAGAAGUUCAUUCCGCCGGAACUUAGUAUCUGGGACUACUUCAUAGCAAAGCCCUUUCUUCCACCAUCAGAAAGCAGGGUGGAGUAUGACUCGGAGGAGAGCCAAGGUAGUGACGAUGAAGAUGGUGAUGAAGAUGUUUAUGUUUCAGAAACCCAGCUUCAAGAACAUUCCAAUCCCAACUCAUAUAGCUGGUCACUUAUGCGUUUGGCCAUGGUGCAAAUGGUUCUUUACAACUUGAAGACUUUCUACCCUAUAGCAGGACAUGAUCUUUCAGAGCUGCCAGUUGGCUCCCCACUUUGUCAUUCAAUUCUGAAGACACUGCAGAGGUGGGAGCAAGUGCUUCUUAAGAGGCUGGAGAUUUUUGGUGGCCCACCCUCCAAAUUCAUCUCCUCACAUACUCUUGAAGAUACAGUACCACCUGGCCCUGCCAUCCUUCGCCACAAAGCACUGUUGGAGCCCACUAACACUCCUUUCCAGUCAAAGCAACGCUCUGCACUCCCGGUGAAAAGGCUUUGGCAAUACCUGGUGAAGCAGGACGAGGUGCAGGAGACCUUCAUUCGAAACAUAUUUUCCAAGAAAAGGGGUCAAAAUGAGUUGAUAGAGGACCACAAUGAAAAUGCCAAAAAUACUAUGAUGGAGGAACCUAACAUCAAUAAGAUAGAAGCAGAUCUUGGAUAUCGUGGUGGAAAGGCAAGAAUUAUCCAUAAAGAGUCAGACAUCAUUACAGCAUUUGCUAUUAAUAAGGCUAACCGUAAUUGCAUAGCAAUAGCUUCCACUCAUGACAUUCAGGAGCUGGACGUGUCUGCAAUCCUCGCAACUCAGAUAUUAACGUGGGUCGACGAUGAGGUGGACUUGGAAAAUAAAGGCAGUGAGGAUUUCUUGAUGAUUCAUGCACAUGAUGAUCUCAGCUGUAUACAAGGUACUACCCCAUAUACACACAGCAGUCCUGGAACACCCAUUAAUAUGCCCUGGCUUGGCAGCGUGCAAACUGGCAGAGGAGCAUCUGUGGAAUAUUCAGCUAAAUUAAAUGGGAUCAGAAAGGAUUUGACAAAGAAGGAGUUGAUCAAAAGGAAUAUAAACAAUGCAAGAAGGAUGGCCUCUCAUCCAACAUUACCGUACUAUCUCACAGGUGCACAAGAUGGCAGUGUUCGGAUGUUUGAGUGGGGUCACUCUCAGCAGAUUAUUUGCUUUCGAACUCCAGGAAAUUCAAGGGUCACAAGGAUACGGUUUAAUUAUCAGGGUAACAAGUUUGGCAUUGUUGAUGCUGAUGGAUGUUUGAGCUUUUGGCAGACCAACACAAUAGGAAGCACACCAAAACCAUAUCUGACCUUGCAAUGUCAUAACAAAACAGCCAACGACUUUGUUUUUGUGGGUUCGUCCUCCUUAAUAGCAACUGCAGGACAAUCUAGUGAUAACAGAAAUGUAUGUUUGUGGGAUACUCUGGUGACACCAGCCAAUAGUCUGGUCCAUGCGUUUACCUGCCAUGAUAGUGGGGCCACAGUGCUAACCUAUGCUCCAAAGCAUCAGUUGUUAAUCUCUGGUGGAAGAAAGGGUUUCAUCUGUGUAUUUGAUCUCCAUCAGAGGCAGCAGAGGCAGACUUUUCAGGCGCAUGACUCCCCUGUUAAAGCUGUUGCUAUAGAUCCAACAGAGGAGUACUUUAUUACUGGUUCUGCAGAGGGGAGCAUGAAGGUAUGGAGCUUAUCCACCCACAGUCUGAUUCACACUUUCAUCAAUGAGCAUGCUCGGCAGUCCAUCUUUAGAAACAUAGGAACUGGGGUAAUGCAGAUAGAGGCUGGUCUUGCAAACCACAUCUUCUCUUGCGGAGCAGACGGCACAAUGAAGAUGAGGAUUCUGCCAGACCGCUUUAGCACAAUGAAUGGUAUCUGGAAAAAUGAUGUGAAAUGUGUAAUCUAAUUAUGCAUAAUGCUCUGUGUAAUAUAUUAAAGAAAAAUCUGAUCAUUGUAGUAUGCACACAUGUAAUGCGUUUUAUUAUAUACCAUACACUUGUGCCACAUAAUUAAGAAACAUUUAAAGCUAAAGUUUAGUUUGAAGUAAGGUGGUUUAUCCUUAAAACACUGAUGCCUUAAGAUGAUUGUUAAGGGUACAUACAUUUGAUUAGAAGACUAGUACAGCUCUAAAGAACAAAAAAAAAAAAAAAAAAAAAAAAAAACUUGCAAAUAAAAUGUUUUUGCUGCUGACUAAGUUUAGUGGAUGUCAAGGAAUAUGCACAUUGAUUACAUAUAUUUUUAAUUAGAAAGUGUAAAGAUAACUUGUGUAAUAUAUGUACUAUUAUAAGAUUCAAUUUUAUCUAAGUGACAGUUUUACAGUCUUACUUUUGAAGAGCGUACUGAAAUUAUUACACAUUUUAAUUUGUAUAAAAAACAGUCCACAAAAUGCAAUAAUAUAAAACAAACACAAAACAACGUUUGCUUAUUCUUUUAGUCUUCGGGUCCAGUUUCUGGAACAGUUUUGUUCAUUAUUGGCUGUGAAUAUGCUUCUUUUGACCUUGUGCUGUUUGAAUGCUUAGUCAGCUAUUUUAUAUAUGGUGUAUAUCAGCCAACAGACACAGGUGUGUAGAUAAAUAUGUUUGAAUAUUUGGGGAAAUAGAAAAAUAAACCUCCUAGAAGUAUAUAUCUCCUUAUUAGAUAGCUUAUUAGUAUGUUUGUCAUGUUUGUAGGCAGUCACAAUAUUAUCUUGAGUGGCUUUUAAAAAUAUUUCAAGAAUGUAUAUCUUUAUUGUUUUGUUGAAUUUAUUUUCUAACAUGAGACAGAAAGCCUGAAGAUUAAGUCCAAGGCCUUUAAACUGGCAGGAAAUGACAAUGAUUCUUGAGCACGUUUCUGAGCAAAGUCCAUUGAGAUGAUGUAUUAAAUCUCCACAGCACAUUUAAUAUAAACACAUAUAUACAGUAUAUAACACUGUAAAAAGUCUUUGUCUUAGAUACUUGUAUUAAUUUUAAGUAGGAAAGUGACAUUGGUUUUCUGUAUAAACAGUCAGCUUGUAAUGUAAGUUUUUGGCAAGUGCUACAAGCAGUGAUUUUGCAUUUUGUUUUGUUUAUUGAGAGUUUUGACCACAUUAAAAUUGCACAACGCCUUCAUUUUAGAUUUCUUACUACAUUACAUAUAUUUUCCUUCAUUUAUUCCAAUAAUUCAUAAUUCAGUGUUGCUAGUAUUUUUUAUGAUCAGACUGGGAUCUUCAGUUUUUAGACCUCGCUAGGGAUUUAUCUUGCUUGUGAUAGGUAUAUAGUAGAGUAGGACAUUCAUCUCAACAUACAGUAUGUCACAAUUUAGAGUUGUACUGUAUACAUAUACCUAGAAACCUCUAAUCCAAUUGUGAUGAACCAGUGUAAAAUACAAAGACAUUAACAACACAUUAAAUUACAGCAAUAGUCACUUUAUUAUACAGCAAAUGUAACAUUUUUGUCAUUUUGAUUAAUGGAAAUACUUGGUGAGGUUUGUUUUUUAUUGAAAGAGGAACUGCUUGAUUUACAAUAUUUACAAAACAAAGCUACAGAUGUUUAUUAAAUAUGUGAAUGGCUUGUUGCAAUGAAAGUAAGUUUUAUGUAAGUAAGCACAGGCUAUUGCUUUUUUUUUUAUAAAUCAUUUGAGUUAAAUACAUUUUGUAAAUUCAUCACAAGAAUGCAAAUUGUAUUUGUAUAUGUAACGGUCACAAACACUAUAAAUGAGGAAAAAGUUUGUUCGUGAAUAUUACUUUGAAACUGGACAAGCAUUUAUUAAAAUGUGUAAGAUAGGUUACAGUAUUUAAAUGUUGAAAAUGAGUCGUCUCAAAGAAUAAUUCUUGUAGUAAACUGCAUUUAAAAUAGAGAUUGAAGAAUAUGUUGCCCUUGUAAAUACAUAACUCUUGAACAGAAUAUAUUUGAUGUGAGCCUGCCUUCUGCAUUCUAAAUAAUGUGUAUAAACAUACAAUAUAGAUAAUUCAAAUGGGGGAGGGUAGUAUAAAAUAUAAAGUAACUUUGUGCUGAUAUUUACCUUAUGAAAUGAAACUAAUAAUGCUUUUUAAUCACAGGUAUGAAUUUUCAUUUUAAAAAGUGUAAUCUUGUAAAUUAUAUUGUAAGUGAUUGAUGUUCAAAAAUCAAGAUUUAAAUAAAAAAAAAAAAAAUACAAAAGUUAUUUUACAAGUAUACAUGUUAUGUUGUAGUGUUGCGGUGUUUUGUUCUUUUUUUGUUGCAUGCAGCCAAACAACAAAAAAUAACAAAACUGGAUAAUUGAUCCUUACCAGAUUUCUUUGUAAGAAUAGGGUGUAUGUCCAUAGAAGAGUUGGGGCUUCAGAAAUAGGAACACAAAAGGAAACCUAAAGAGGCCGGUCAGCAGAAGGCACUUCUAUAAAGACACUUCUCCCAACAUUUUACUCUAAAUUGUCAUUGGCACAUUUUUUAAGGUUGUCAAACCAGAAAUAAUAAAUUGAUUAAACAUAGGGGUGUAUAAGUAGUCCUACUUUUGUUAGUCAUUUUAGAAUUCAAUUAUAUGGUGUGUGUGUUUUUUUUUUUCUUCCUUCAUUAAACAUUUUUCAAA
Polyodon spathula (Mississippi paddlefish) is the source of this 12636-nucleotide messenger RNA. Its product is annotated as dmX-like protein 1. The transcript is spliced from 47 exons. The coding region runs from base 683 to 10021 and encodes 3112 amino acids. Gene Ontology annotation, cellular component: RAVE complex. Gene Ontology annotation, molecular function: protein binding. Lineage: Eukaryota; Metazoa; Chordata; Actinopteri; Acipenseriformes; Polyodontidae. The record is from RefSeq and is a predicted model, not a curated record. Gene Ontology annotation, biological process: vacuolar acidification.